UGAAAAACAAAAGAGAGUAAUAAAGAAAAAGAGGAAACAAAACAAGUCACCUCACAAAGAGAGUAUUAUUGAAACACUGCUUCGUCUUCAUCCGAUUGAUUAACUCAUCAUCACCAUACCUACCAACCAAAUUGCUAUGAAUUAUCAAAAACAGAAUACUGGAAAGACGAGCUACUUCAGAAAUUGAAUACUACUAAAUGACAGUAAUGCAAGGAUAGCCUAUUUAUCUAUUUUCGUGAUUUCUUUAAGACGGCGACGCAAGCUCAACCUUAUUUAACUGCAUCCAAAUCUUACUGCUACAGCUAGCAGCUAUCUUGAGGUUUUCCCCCUUUUUGAAACAACUGCAGCUUGGACCAUAAAACAACACUUGGUUGAUUGUUUCGCUGGCUUGCGUAGGUACUCCUAAUCUUCCACUGUUAAUUGGUCAAUUAUAUACUCCAAACAUGGAAAAUGUAAAGAAAGAUGGAGCCCAAGAUCAGAAGCAUGAUGAACUUGCUGAGUCACUAAACGAUCUCUUCAGCAGUGUCGCCAGCAUGAUAAAAUCAGAGCUUCAGGGGACUAAUAAUCAUCUAGAGCUAGUGGAGAAAAUGAAUGCAAAGGUCGCAGACGAGUAUAAAGGGUUUGGUGAUUUGGCUUCAGGGCUAAGGGUGUUUGUGGAGCAAUUGAAAUGCAAGAGUGGUAGCUUUAACGAGUAUGUUGAGCAGAUUGAUGCAAUAGAGAAGCAAGUGACUGAAUUUGAAGCAGUGAUCUCUAUGCUUGAUAAAUAUGUAGCUUUGUUGGAAUCAAAAGUCCAAUCUCAUUACCAAACCAAAAAUCCAUCUUCUUAAAAUAAUGUACCGAUUGAGGAAAUGGGUAGGACAAAUGAACUUGAUCUAGCAAAAACCUGAACUUGAUCGCAAUUGAGGCUGCAAUUGCCCAGGUUUUUUUAUGCGACUGCAACUGUUACUGCAAUUGCUAUGAAAAAACUUAGUUAUAUGAAAUUUGGUGAACUGUUGUUGUUUUAAGAAAGGGUAGAAAUAUAUUACUGAUAUUUCUUCAUAAAUAUUUAAUAUAGAAUGUAUAAAAUAAUAGCAUGUAUUGUAAUAAAUAAGAGUCUAGAAACUGAUUUAGUUCUUACUCUUUAAAUAA
Messenger RNA from Vicia villosa (hairy vetch), 1128 nucleotides. Its product is annotated as biogenesis of lysosome-related organelles complex 1 subunit 2-like. Lineage: Eukaryota; Viridiplantae; Streptophyta; Magnoliopsida; Fabales; Fabaceae. The record is from RefSeq and is a predicted model, not a curated record. The transcript has 4 exons. The coding region runs from base 444 to 827 and encodes 127 amino acids.